Planococcus citri (citrus mealybug) is the source of this 1175-nucleotide messenger RNA. RefSeq names its product mitochondrial import inner membrane translocase subunit Tim21. The record is from RefSeq and is a predicted model, not a curated record. Gene Ontology annotation, biological process: protein import into mitochondrial matrix. Bases 149 to 895 code for a protein of 248 amino acids. The transcript has a single exon. NCBI's taxonomy places the organism in Eukaryota, Metazoa, Arthropoda, Insecta, Hemiptera, Pseudococcidae. Gene Ontology annotation, cellular component: TIM23 mitochondrial import inner membrane translocase complex.
AUUGCUAUCUUUCGCUGUUUUAUUUUUAUCACUGAGUAUUCUUGUACCAACAUUGUUCCUUGUAAUUCACCUGUAAACUAAGGAAAUGAUUCAUUCAGUACAUAAUUCAGUCUUCAGUUAUUUUACCUAGUCUGUAAACUGUUGAAAAAUGCGUAUCCUGAACCGAGUUUUAUUCCUACCUCGAAAACAACUCGCUUUCCAACAGCUCAACACCGUCGCAAGAUCUCAUCGUUUACCAUUACCAGCCUCACCGGAGCCCAAAAAUACCAACAUCUUUGUCCUUCUUCGCAGACCGUAUUCGACUUCGAAGAAACCUGAAAACAAACUAGUCGAGAAUGUAUCCGGAGAACAGAAAGCUGUCCAAACAACGGUAAUUGAAAAUAUCAAAGAAACUACAAAAACAGUUUCGUAUUUAGGAUUCGUUCUAGUCGGAUUCAGUAUCGGACUUUCAGUCAUCUUUGCCAUCUGUUACGAACUGUUCUCCGGUAAAAGUCCGAAUAAGAUUUACUCUAAAGCAUUUGAUUACGUGUCGAAAGAUUCGAGAAUACAGAACGUCAUAGGUGAUCAAAUUAAAGGAUUUGGUGAAGAAACACGACGCGGACGAAGAAGACAUAUCGCUCACGUUUCGUAUCAAAAAGACGGCAUGAAUUUAUUACGAAUGAAAUUCUACAUCAAAGGUAAUCGUGAGAGUGGUACUGUGCAUUUGGAGAUGUUCGAGAACGAGAAAGGAAAGUACGAAUAUCGUUAUCUGUUUGUCGUUACCGAUGGUGUGAAUCCUAAAAGUAUCAUUUUGGAAGAUAAUAGAUAUAAGGCUAGUGCUACGGCUCAAGGUAAUGCUGUAGCUUUCCCAGCUCUCAGUACGGAUUUACCAGAGCUAGAUCUUUCGUCUAAGUAAUGUCAAAAUGUAAAUAUUUUGUAUUAUAUUUGUAGGUUAAAUACUUUCAGUUUAUUUUGAUAUAUUUGUAAUUAAUUAUCCGGAUUAAGUACUUAAUUGUGUUUCAUUGUACCUACCGUUUUUUUUUUGUUUUUUUUUUUUUUCUAAUGGAACUCCAGUGAUACAAUUUGUGCUUGUAGAGUUAACCUACAUCUACUUAGUAAUUUUAUUACUCUCGAUGACAUUUCCUCGAAAUACGAAAUGUAAUUUAUUUGAAAAAAUAAAAUUUCUUGAAAGAUGA